UUUAAACCCUAUCCACCAGAUGCACUGCUCGAGCAGCUGCAAGCCCUCUAGCCGUACGCCAUGGCGCACGCCGCCGCCGCAGCCGCCGUGCCGCUGCGCCGCCCGCUCCUCCUCUUCCUCCGGCCCGCCCGCCUCCUCUCCUUCGUCGCGCCCCGCUCGUCGUCCGUCCGCGCCUACACGCGCGCCCUCCGCCCCCUCGCCCCCCUCCCCUCCGACGACGAGGACCCGGACGACGGGGACGGCGCGCCCAGCCGCAACGAGAAGAAGCGGGAGGCCCGCCGCGCCGUGAAGUGGGGCAUGGAGCUCGCCAAGUUCUCCCCUCCCCAGAUCAAGCGCAUCGUCAGGGCCGCGUCGCUGGAGCGCGAGGUGGUGGACGCUCUCAUGCUGGUGAAGAAAUUCGGGCCCGAUGUGCGCGAAGGAAGGAGAAGGCAGUACAAUUACAUCGGAAGCCUACUUCGCGGUGCACAGCCUGAAUUGAUGGAAGAUCUUAUCCAUUCUUUGAAGAAUGGAGAUGAAAGCAGGAUACAAGCCUUAUUGAGUGAAGUGGCAGACAAAUCAAUGCCGAUUGAAGAUGAGGAAGUGGGAGAGUUACCUCAUGAAGAAGAGGAUGAGGGAAAUCAAGAGUAUAUGGAAAUUGCAGAUAGAUGGUUUGAGGGCCUCGUCUGCCAAGACAUUCCAGUUACCAACGAAGUUUAUGCGAUUCAUAAUGUUGAAUUUGAUCGUCAGGAACUACGGAAACUUGUGAGAAUAGUCCAAGAGGUCCAAAAAAGCAUGGGAAAUAAAGAUAGCGGAGAAGGAUCUGAUAGAAAGCUUUCCAGGGCGAAGAAACCACUUAUCAUGUUCCUUCGCUCACUUGCAAAGAAGACACUUGAAUAGGGCAGGACGUUGAGGCGCAGAAAAGGAGGGAGACAAAUAGUUUUAGCAAUUUUUACUUUCAAAGUGCUAAAGACAUGUUAAUGCUUGACCCUCAUGGUAAAAUUCUUAGUGACAGCCUUAUACAGCGAUCUGUUGUUAAGUAUGGAUUUUGAGCUAUAGUUUACAGGAAGCGGUGCUUUGUAGUGCCAGGUAGCUAAUUUCCUAUGAACAUUUAACUUUUGCUGA
Aegilops tauschii subsp. strangulata is the source of this 1101-nucleotide messenger RNA. RefSeq lists its product as uncharacterized. NCBI's taxonomy places the organism in Eukaryota, Viridiplantae, Streptophyta, Magnoliopsida, Poales, Poaceae. The record is from RefSeq and is a predicted model, not a curated record.